Callorhinus ursinus (northern fur seal) is the source of this 2851-nucleotide messenger RNA. The record is from RefSeq and is a predicted model, not a curated record. NCBI's taxonomy places the organism in Eukaryota, Metazoa, Chordata, Mammalia, Carnivora, Otariidae.
GCUCGCAGCACAUGGUCGGCGGCGGCGCGCCCCCGAGGCCGGCGGAGACCGGCUGCAGCCGAUUAAGAAUGACCCAGAAGACAUCACAGCUUUGUUCCAGAGCCAAUGUUUAUACUCAAGUGCCUGAUGGAGGAUGGGGCUGGGUGGUAGCUGUGUCUUUUUUCUUCGUUGAAGUCUUUACCUAUGGCAUCAUCAAGUCAUUUGGUGUCUUCUUUAAUGACUUAAUGGACAGUUUUGAUGAAUCUAAUAGCAGGAUCUCGUGGGUCAUAUCAAUAUGUGUAUUUGUCUUAACAUUUACAGCUCCCCUUUCUGCUGUCCUGAGCACCCGUUUUGGACACCGUCUGGUAGUGAUGGCAGGGGGCCUGCUUGUCAGCACGGGAAUGGUGAUGGCCUCCUUCUCCCUGGAGCUCUACCACAUGUACAUCUCAAUCGGCAUCAUGUGCGGUUUGGGAUACUGCUUUAGCUUCCUACCAACUGUCACCAUUUUAUCUCAGUACUUUGACAAAAAGCGCUCUGUGGUCACUGCACUUGCUUCCACGGGAGAAUGCUUCGCGAUGUUUGCUUUCGCCCCAGCAAUCACGGCUCUGAAGGACAACAUUGGCUGGAGAUACAGCCUCCUCUUCGUGGGCCUGCUGCAGCUGAACAUCGUUGUCUGCGGGGCGCUGCUAAGACCAAUUAUUAUCAGAGGACCAGGGUCCCCGAAAGCAACCGCCCAUGAGAAUCGGAAAGAAGUGCAAUAUAUGCUCGAAAAUGAGAAAACACGCACCUCAAUAGACUCCAUCGACUCAGGAGUAGAACUAACUACCUCACCGAAGAAUGUGCCUAGUCAUGCCAACACAGAACUGGGGCCAAAGGCCGACAUGCAGCAGAUCCUGGUGAAGACCAGCUCCAAGCCCGGCGAUAAGAAAGCCCCUUUAUUGGACUUCUCAAUCUUGAAAGACAGAAGUUUUAUCUGUUACGCGUUAUUUGGUCUUUUUGCAACACUGGGGUUCUUUGCACCUUCCCUGUACAUCAUUCCCUUGGGCAUCAGUCUAGGCAUUGAGCAGGAGCAAGCUGCUUUUCUGUUAUCCACGAUGGCCAUUGCCGAAGUUUUUGGAAGGAUUGGAGCGGGUUGUGUCCUCAACAGAGAGCCCAUUCGCAAGAUCUACAUCGAGCUCAUCUGCGUCAUCUUACUGACGGUGUCUCUCUUUGCCUUCACUUUUGCGACCGAGUUCUGGGGUCUCAUGUCAUGUAGCAUCUUUUUUGGUUUCAUGGUUGGAACGGUAGGGGGUACCCACAUUCCACUGCUCGCCGAAGACGAUGUCGUGGGAAUCGAGAAGAUGUCUUCUGCUGCUGGUGUGUAUGUCUUCAUUCAGAGUAUAGCAGGACUGGCCGGACCACCCCUUGCAGGUCUGCUGGUGGACCAGAGUAAGGUUUACAGCCGCGCCUUCUAUUCCUGCGCGGCCGGCAUGGCCGUGGCCGCCGUGUGCCUCGCGCUCGUGAGACCGUGUAAACAGGGACUGUGCCAGUGUCACCCUGCGGGCGAAGGACAGGCAGAGAGUCCUCGCGGGAAAGCUUUACAAGACAUACCCGAAGACUUUCUCGAAAUGGACCUUGGGAAAAAUGAGCAUAAAGUUCACGUGAAAAUGGAGCCAGUAUGACAGGCUUCCCAGGAAGGGCCACCACCCCGUCGGCUGAGGGGGGGGCGGGACACAGGGAGGUACUGGGGGCUAGCCACUCUCCCCACUUUUAAAAUCUGCAUUUUAAAGGGAAUGUACAUGAGAAUACCACCAACAUCAUUUUUUUUUUUUUUACCUUUUAAGUUUUCCUUUUUGCUUGUUUCUUAAGCCAAAACAAAAACAACCCAGCACUCUUCUGUACGUAAGUCUGGUUGCAUUCGGUAGCAACCCAGAGAUACAAAGAAGGACCCUGUGGCUCACAUUCCAGUUUUAAAAUAGUGACGCGAAUUGGUAAAGUGGUUUUUAAGAGCUCUCAAAUGUGAUAAAAGGCUGUCUAACAAAAGGAAAGCUAGCCCAGGUCACUGAAGUGAAAUUGGCCACUCAAAACAAACAAACAAACAAAACUUAAAUCAUUUUUAAAAUUUCUCGUUUUCAGAAACACGAGCAAAUUGCUUGACACCCCUUGGAAAACACUGAGGUCUCCAUUCACAAACAGUGGCCUCUCCGUUUUUCAGAUAUUCCAUGGGAAUGAAGUACAGUUUAAGACCAAACAUUUGGCGAAUAAGCAGAAAUUUAAAAAAAAAAAAUCUAUAACUUUGAACUUCAUCAAUGUGAAGAUUACCACUUCUUUUUAUGGCCAGUCAUUACCAGAAGUAUUUCAACACAGAAGAUAAUGACAUUCAAAAAUGUGUUUCCUGUUGCUUUUAAUUAUUCAGAAAUAUGUGACGGUAGUGUCUUUAAUUUAAACCACUAUUUAUUAUUAAGUUAUUCUAGGAUGAUUAAUCAAAAGAAAUAAAAUGAGACCUAAGCAUCAUUUUUACCUCCUUUUUGCAACCCUCUAAAUGCCUCAAAGAAUACUUACCUUAUAAAGUCACUCUCAUACGAGGGCCAAGUUGUAAUGAUUCUUCAAUUUGAUUAAAGGCCACAUGUGCUAUUUGAAGGGGAAAAAAUAAUCGCCUUAGCUUUUUAAAAUAAUUUGUUUUAUCACCUAAGAAUACUUGAGGAUCUCCUUUGAUCGGAAUGAUAUUUCAUUGAAUUGUUGAAGCAUUUCUGAUUUUUUUUUAACAGCUAACUGUUGAAGCGUUUCUGUAUUUCACAUGGGGUAGCAGAGACAUGUAUUUUUACCAUCAUAAGUUACAAGUUGCGAUUUACAUCGUAUAUAAACCUUGAUUGCUCUAAGUUGCCAGAGUUAU